Molecule: messenger RNA, 4625 nt
Organism: Saccostrea echinata
Lineage: Eukaryota; Metazoa; Mollusca; Bivalvia; Ostreida; Ostreidae
Product: F-box/LRR-repeat protein 5-like
Exons: 10
Coding region: 56-2170 (704 amino acids)
Biological process (GO): SCF-dependent proteasomal ubiquitin-dependent protein catabolic process; intracellular iron ion homeostasis
Cellular component (GO): SCF ubiquitin ligase complex
Molecular function (GO): protein binding
Source: RefSeq, a predicted model, not a curated record
UCGUCACGAUCGCACGGGAUUUUACGAGAGGAAACCAUUUCCGAUCAAAACAAAAAUGGCGCCCAACUGUCCAGAAGAAGUCGACGUUUUUACAGUGCCCCAUUCUCGGAUGAAGGAGCUUGUGCACAAAUAUUUGGCCAUGAUGACAGAUACAAAUUUCGCAGAUGUCCACCACAUGACAAACCUUCUGGAAAAUCUCGUCAAUGCGUUUCAUGAGUUCAGAGCCCAUGAACAAAUUGAGAAUAAAUACAUAAUGAAAAAACUAAAAGCAAAACUAAAUGCGCUUUCGAUUCGGAGCUCAGCUGUGUGUAACUGUCACUCAGACAACAAAUUGACGGAGAUGUUAAUGCUCCUCCAGGACGGCUACCACUGUCGAGAGAAGGGGGAGGUGGACAGGCAGAACUACGGGAUUAAGCUGCGGUCAGCACUGGAGGAUUUUACUCAGAAAUUCAUCCCUCACAUGGAAGAAGAAGAGGAGAUUUUUCAGCCCAUGCUGAUGAAGUAUUUUUCCUUUGAAGAGUUAAGGUCCCUGAAAUCUAAAGUGAUCAGAAAACAUCAACAAACCAUUGAGGAAGAAUUUGUUGAGAAUGAAGAAUGUGUUUCCUCAUCUUCUGAUGAAGAUGAAAAAUGUAUAUCAGAAUCCCGCCGUGAGCCCCAAGGUGUUGAAUGUUUACCUGAUGAAGUCAUGAUGAACAUCUUCUCCUACCUGAAUCCUAAGGAGUUAUGUACCUCUGCCCAGGUGUCAAAAAGAUGGAACAGUCUGGCCAUGGAUGGAUCUAACUGGAGAGUCCUUAGACCUGUUCAGUGGUUCAAGGGACUCUGGUCUCGUCAGGAGAAGAUGGACAUUGAGCUCGAAGAGAGGGAUCUAGAGAGAGCAGAGUUUUAUCCAGUCGAUGUGAAGUAUGAUGAAGAUGCUGAUAUAGAUGAGUCAGAGGAAAGUGAUGAUCUUGAUGACAUGUCUCCAGAGUGGAUACUGGUUGAGAAAGAGUCCAGGAUGUUGACUUCUAUGGUGAAGCACCUUUUCCCCAGGGUGGGAGCAAGUGUGGUCGAGUUACACCUGGGCUACAGCCGGGGAUUAACUAAUGGAGUGCUAUACAGAAUGUUGAGCUGUUGUGCCAAUAUUGAAGUGCUAGACCUCACACAGACGAGGGUAUCAGACAUCGGAUUUAAGAGUUUGGGCAAAAACAGAAGUGGCAGAAAACUGAAGCACAUAAACUUAUCCGGCUGUGUAAACAUUACCGAUGUGACCCUACAGAAAAUAUCCACAGCACUGGGAUGUAAGGAAGACCCCAGAACAGAGAGAGGAAGUGAAAAUUUGAGUACCUGUCACUUCAGAGGAAGGACAUGCUGUCGUGAAAGAGAGGCUCAUGGUAGACAACAAGAGGACUUGGGACUUGAUUUUGAUUCGGUGGAUGCGGCAUUGCGUAAUGCUUGUGAUUUUGUAGAGCGUGAGGCAAUGGCUAGACAUUUGAUUGAUUUUCUGGAGGGAGAGAAUAUGUUUUCUUCCUUCAUACACCAGUCAUUUCUGCCACCCUUACUAAGGGAUCAACAAAGAACAUUUGAGUUGAAUAGUUGCAUAAAAAACAGUUCUGGCUUGGGCACCAAGAAAAAAAGUUAUCGAGCAAUGAAUGAUUGGAAUUCCUCGUUUACAGAAAAUCAGGAGUUAUUCCCCAUAUAUCAUACCAACACAAACAUUUUGUCUGAGAAUUCCUCACACAGGAUUAACCCCAAUGUAGAGAGGAAUGUAGGGGAUACCCAACAAAGGACUAGUUCCUCCCCAGAGAGGAUUUGUGGGAAUUCCCCAUACAGGACUAGCGCCUCCUCAGGGGGUAAUGGUGGGGCUUGUUAUGUCUGUGAUAAUAGUGACAGUGACACUCCCCAGAGGGCGCUGCAGUUCCUCUCUCUCUCCGGUUGCUCUUUGGUGACAGAUGAAGGAAUAAGCUUUUUAGCCAAGGAUGGUGGAUUGCCUCGUCUGGAGUACCUGGAUUUAUCCGGCUGUAUGCAGAUAACAGCAGCUGGAUUGUCAGAGCUGGUCAGUACCUGUCCUCGGCUGGACCACGCCCAGCUGUUUUACUGUGAUAAUAUGCUGGAUGAUCCGUAUGCCACGACAGCUAGUGGGUGUCAGAACCUGGAGGUUCCCACUAGGAGGUGCUGUCGGUCUGGAUAUUAACAGGUCUCAGUUACCAUGGAUAGAUAUCAUCUUGGAUACAGCUUUGACCUUUUACAUCUCCUGGACUCAGACCGUUUGAAGUGCUCCAUCUACAAUGUCGUAAAUCACCGUGAUUGCUGAUUUCUGUACAGAUGUUGAGAGGUUCCUUUUAUAGGUCCCUCAGCUGUUUGGAGUUAACCUUAUUGUUCUACUCAGUUGACUGAGAGUUUUGAUUACUUUUCCUAGUGAAUUAAUCAUUCAUCUACAAUUUUUAGUCCCACUGGAAACUCUGAAUUUACAAAUAUACCUGAUCUCGAUCCAUUGUCUUGCUUCCUGAUUGUAAAGGGCUUUAUUGUAUAUAGCUAUAACUUGUGAGCUAAUUUGGAACCCAUCUUUCUCCCAGGAAUACUAGAAAUGCAAUGCACAUAUUCAUUAUAAUUUUGCAAUCAUUUGAAACAUUUAUUUCUAAGCAUUAUAUCCAAUAUUCUUAAAUCAUCAUUACAAGAAUAGUACAUGAUGUACACAAAUGGGUAAUAUUCCUAGGCUUUUGAAUGUACAUAUAUAUAUGCAUAGAAAGUUCGUGAUGCAGAUGUUUGGUGCAAUGGAAUUGGUCGGAAUUUUUUUUAUACAUAUUAAAUUUCAAAUAUAAAAAUGUUUGAAGAUCAAACACUUCUCAGUAGUAUGAUUUUUCCAAUUUUGUUUUCAAACAAAAUCUCAGCACUGGUAUCAAGAUUUUUUUUUAAAAACUAACUUAGAGAAGUUUUCUAAAUUUCUACAGUCUCUGAAAUGUUCUACCAUUGCUUUUUCAGGUCUGCUUAAGUUCAUCAUUUGCUCUCUGUGGUUAAAUUGUGAACUGAAAUAAAUGUGACAACAAAAUAAGUACAGGUAUUUUAAACCCUGAUGUACUAUGUGAAUACAUAAGACAACAUAAAUGAAAUUUGGAAAGCUAAUAAGAAUACAAGGAAGGAACUGGUAUUUUACAUUUUUCCUGUUCAACGAUCAUUCAAUAUGUGUUCAACGUUCAAUUGUAUUCACACUCGAUGUUUACUCCCUGUUCAUCAUUUACUCUUCAUUGCUCCUAGCUUCAUUCCGCCUGGUUAGGGGUACUAGAACAUUUCAGGGACCUGAUUUGAACGCAUUUUUUAUAAAACAUAAAUGGAUUAGAUAGCAGGCAUUGCCUAUAUAAGCCCUCUACAGAGGUAAAAGGUUCAUUUAAAUCAUAUAAUAUGUACUAAAUAUAGUUAACAGGUACAUAACAUCAGUAAGUUGUAUUUUAAACUGAUUGAGAAUGAAACGGGGGAUAAAGAUUUAAAUGCAUGAUUACCAGUUUUAUGAGGGGAAAAAAAAGGGGGAAAAGUUAGUAAGUGGGAUGUACCGCAGAAAUAAAAUACAAAGUGUCAUUCAUUAGAUUACAUGAGUUUACAGGGACUCAGCAUCGUAACAGCUUAUAGUGAUAAUAAACUGUGAACUGUCAUUUAUAGACAACUGUCUCAUUUGUCAAUGUAAAUACUGCUUUAAAGAACCCUAAAAAUUUUAUUUUCAUAAAAUACUUCGUGUGAAAAUACAGAGGUAAAGAGAAAAUUUGGUAAGAGUGUGUUGAUGCACAUUGUCAGAAGGAAAAAGGAGAACGUUUAUGAUCCAGUGUGAUUGUACACUAGGAUAUAAUGUAUUGUGGUCAUGUUUUUGUUACUCAGUAUAAUAUAUACAUGUACUGUGGUCAAGUUUUGUUAAUUUGUUGGAUGUGACAAGAAUAACAUUUUUUCAUGGUGCCAAAGUAUGAUUGUUGAGAACUUUUAUUUAUGAAAUGUAGAUCAAUUGUAGAAUAUGCAGAUUGGUUUUUGAUUCUUUUUUUGCCUAUCCUAGAGUUAUCCAUGUAAAACACAUGAUAAAUAAUUGAUUACAUUUUAUCUAAUUUUAUUAUCUUGUGCUCUCAAAAUUCUUGCAAAGAAAGCAAAAUUUGGAUUAUUGCUUAAAGGGUCAAAGCUAUGAAUUUUCCUCUUUUCACAUUCAAUUUAAUCAUCAGACAUUUUGAUUCUGAUCUAAAGACAAAUUCUUUUAUCAAUACCAGCAACUUAUCUGUUUAUCUUGAAUCGAGACCUUUUCCAAUGGUCCACGUUUGUAUAGUUUGUAAAAGACGAUUUUAUUUAGAGUCCAAACUCUGAAUGUUUUUCAGAAAUUUUGUUAUUGUUUUGAUUUGAUAUUUGUUUUAUUUUGACCAAACUCAAGCUAUGGCCAGAAAGCCAGGUGACAAAUGACUUCAAAAUAUUAACUUUCUUCCAAUAAUCAAGGUUAUGUAAAUAUGUAUUUCAAAACUUAAAUGUUGUAAAGACAGUCAUUUUUGUAGGGGAGACUCAGACAUGUUUUGGUGGAUAAAAAGGGAACAUUCUUUUUGGUUUUUUGUAAUGGCUAUGUUGCACAUGAUUUCUUCAAUUGUUUGCUAUGAACGCUACUAAUAAAAAGGCACAGUCUUCGUUAA